GGUGUCAAAACAGGAAAAGCGUCGGAAGUGGAAUCUGUUAAUGGCAAAAGGGAAGCCGAAGAGGAGCUCAGCAGACUCGUCUUCAGUGGGGGGCGUGAGAGCGACUCGAACAGAGAUGAAACAACCAGAUGAACGUGAUUCUCUGUCCCUCGCUGCCUUUGUUUUGGUUGUCGCUCUCUGCGUGGUGCCGCUGACAGCUCACACAUCUACCUCUGGCUUCCCUCAUCAGAAGCUGAAGAUGGAUGAGGCACUUCUGACAGUCAACAAUGAGGUGGACACUGAGGUGGUGGUGUCCUGGGUGUCAGACCGCUGCUACCAGUGUCUGUACCAGCAGCUCGGGGUGGUUCCUGCGGGGUCCAGUCCUGGUCAGCCCAGUUCAGCGGACUUCAUUGUGAGCACGCAGCAUCAAAUGACACUCCAGCUCAACAACACUUCUGUCAAAAUGGAGCUCUGCAAGGUCCCCUUCCACUUCGGCGAGCACGGAAACUACUCGCUGUGGGUGAAAAAUCUCAACGACUCCUCGGUGGUCAACUGCUCGGUGGUGACGGAUGAAGAAGCCUUCAACAGCUACAUCCCCGUGCUGAUCGCUUUCGUCAUCUUUGCUGGACUCGCCUUGAUGUCUACUAUCGGAAGAACGAUAUAUGGGCUUGAAGUCGUCAGGGGGAUCCUCUUCAGAAUCGGCGGCUCCAUGGAAACCGAGCGGCUCAUAAACUCUGAGUUAGGCUCCCCUGGCAGGAUAAUACCGCCGGUGACUGACAACAUCCUCCCUCCACCGCCCAGUCCCAGCAAGAGGCUGCGAUCUCUGGACACAUUCAGAGGUAUCUCCUUAGUCAUCAUGGUGUUCGUGAACUACGGAGGGGGGCGAUACUGGUUUUUUAGACAUGAAAGCUGGAAUGGGCUCACAGUUGCAGAUCUUGUAUUUCCUUGGUUUGUAUUCAUUAUGGGGACGUCCAUCGCCCUGUCGAUCAACUACCAGCUCCGCUCAGGCGCCACACGCUGCUCAAUGCUGAGGAAAGUAAUAUGGAGGAGCCUCCAGCUCUUCAUCAUCGGCGUCAUCAUCAUCAACCCAAACUACUGCCAAGGACCAUUAUCGUGGAACAACCUGCGGAUCCCAGGUGUGUUACAGCGUCUGGCCUGCUCAUAUCUAGUAGUAGCAUGCUUGGAUUUGUUGGUGGCAAGAGGUCAUCUCGACAUCCUUACUACGGAUGCAUGUUGGUCCCCUGGACUUGAUAUCCUGCUGUACUGGCCAGCCUGGCUGUGUGUGCUUCUCUUAGAAACCAUCUGGUUAUGCCUCACUUUUCUCCUCCCAGUACCAGAUUGCCCAACAGGCUAUCUGGGUCCAGGUGGGAUUGGGGACAUGGGCCUGUAUGCUAACUGCACCGGUGGAGCAGCUGGUUAUAUUGACAGGUGGCUGUUGGGAGAUUCCCACAUCUACCAGAAUCCCUCAUCACGGGUGAUUUAUGGAACUCAUAUGCCAUAUGAUCCAGAAGGGAUUCUUGGAAGCAUCAACUCCGUCCUCAUGGCUUUUCUUGGAUUACAGGCAGGGAAAAUAAUCUUACACUACAGAGACGUUCACACAAGUAUCAUAUCAAGGUUCCUCAUAUGGGGACUCUUACUGGGAGUCAUAUCAGCAGCUCUCACCAAGUGCUCCACAGACCAGGGCUUCAUUCCUGUCAACAAGAACCUAUGGUCCCUCUCCUAUGUCACCACACUGGCCUGUUUUGCAUUUGUGCUGCUGGUAGUUGUGUACUACACAGUGGAUGUGAAGAAGUGGUGGUCAGGGGCACCUUUCUACUACCCUGGUAUGAACUCCAUCCUUGUGUACGUGGGCCAUGAAGUGUUUGAGGAGUACUUCCCCUUCCGUUGGCGCAUGGUCAACAGCCAAUCCCACGCCGAGCAUCUCACUCAGAACCUCGUGGCUACCUCCUGUUGGGUCCUCAUCUCCUACCUGCUCUACAGAAAGAGGAUUUUCUGGAAAAUUUAAA
Labrus bergylta (ballan wrasse) is the source of this 1985-nucleotide messenger RNA. It is a transcript of the gene hgsnat, whose product is annotated as heparan-alpha-glucosaminide N-acetyltransferase. The record is from RefSeq and is a predicted model, not a curated record. NCBI's taxonomy places the organism in Eukaryota, Metazoa, Chordata, Actinopteri, Labriformes, Labridae.